AAUACGUUUCAAAACGAAUUUAAUGUUUUUAACAUAUUGCGUCGAAAUCUAGUUAAGCAAGGAUGGCUACAAAACCUGUGUUGAUCUGUUUAUGCCUUUUUCUCAUUUUACUGUUGCAUUUUGCUCUCUGUCAGGAACCUGGAAUAUGUACGUCAAGGUUUGAUUACGAUUAUAAAAUACUUAAAAAGCUUCACGACUUAGAGCUGGAAAUCGAAGCCGUCAAACAAACAUUACAUGACAGAGUCGCAUUUAUGGCAGAACUAUCCCACGAUUUGACGUCAUUCACCAAAGGAGCAACGGUAGUUUUUGACCACACCAUUCUCAACAACGGCAGUCGUUACAACCCUAGCAACGGCGUUUUUGUUGCAAAAGCUCCUGGUCUCUACGUAUUCCACCUCGUUGCCACGUCGAGGCCCGGGAGCGGCAAUAAUAUUAACCUUCACGUCAUGAAGAACAAUGAACAGGUGAAUUACCUGUUUCUAGAGAACAACGUAGAUUUCCAUCACCAUCGUUCCGUCCCGACUGUCCUUGAGAUCGCCGCAGGGGAUCAAGUCAAGGUCAUCGUCCAUGGAAGUGGUGGAACCCCUACUCUUGUGGGAUGUUGCUUCCAUACACACUUUAGUGGAUAUUCGCUAAAUCUCGCAUAAACAGGUUAUGCUCAUUCGAAACCACUGACAGGCGAAAUUUACUUAUAUGGGAAUCAUUUUCGCAUUGACCGGCAUGAAAACUCUGCGCAUAUCAAGUAUUCUUUGAGAACUAAUAUUAUCAAAAAAAACGAAUGUUUUGAACAGGUUUGCGAGUAACAGUAAGGUGAUGCAUGACUGAACAAUGGAUAUGGAAUAUACGCGGGAAAUAAGAGAGCAUAACUAUACCUUGUCGAUUGUAAUUAAAACAGUGCUUUAAUUUAAUAAUUUGCUUGUCAUUCAACCGGAUUUUGGCAUUUAUGGUUGCAUUGAUUUAUUCAAAACCCAUAAAUGUUGCAUUUUGUUUUUGUUUAAAGUUAUACGAAGAAAAUAAUAAUAGCUCAUUUCAAUUGUUGUAUAUCGCCAUCUGUAAGAAAUUGUUUAAAAUUUAUAUAAAAUUUCAGAUAAAAAACUGACGGGCGAUGCUUCAUACUGGCCAAUGAUUUGUUAUUUGUUAUAUAUUAUCAUUUGGCUUAUUGUUUCCAGUCAUUUUACCAGCGUUGUAAAACCUGCAAGGCUUUUAAUCAAAAUUUGAGAUGAAUAAUCAUCAAAACACUGAGGAUCUAUUUGACGUUAAUUGUGAUCUAAAAUUUAAUGCGCUUAAUGAAGUCAGUAUACAACGACCCAUGUGCCCUUGGUGAAAUCUAAAAACAAAUGCAAUUUCUAAGUCAUUUUUUUCCACAAAUUGAUAUUUUAGUUAUGAAAGAAAAAUAACUAUCAAUCAUGCUUUUUCUGGUCCGGAUAGAAAACUAGCCAGAUUUGGACGCUGUCCCACCAUACCAGUACAUAUUUCAAGUUUUAAUUUAUCGAUCAGCCAUGUUGGUGGCCCGCAGCUACCCGAUCUGUCUUGAAAGCUUCCUCUGACUUCCUGAAUGCGCCACGAACACAAAAGUGAUGCGUCAAACUCAAAGCAAUGCUUACAAAAUAUUCGGAUACGUGUUAACACCGAACUCGACGUGAUACAGGUCACCAGAAAAGCGUCCUAUCAUAAUAAUCCCUAUAUAUCACCUGUGUAAUAAUGAAAAUGCGUGUUAGUUAUAUAAAACAGGAAACCAGGAAAAGGAUGUGAUUAAAGGGGUUAUGCGAGUAUAACAAGGCCUAUCCCGUUAAAUGCCAAUUCAUCUGAAAGGAACGGUAAGAUACACGGGUUUAAAUAAAAAGAAUGGGUAUUAUUUAGUAAAUUAAUUUUUUAAGGCGUGCAGAUUUCUUAAGUUUUUUUUAAUGCCAACGUCUAUUUGAUAGCAAUGAGUCCCACCGGGAGUAGGGGGUGGUAUAUAUAAAGGAUCUGACACUAGUUGUCAUUUAAUAUAAGAUUUUAUUAAACGAGUUCAUGAAAUUUGUUAGUAAGCGAGCCUCUGGCGAGCUUACUAACAACUUUCAUGGACGAGUUUAAUAAAAUUCUUGAAUUAAAUGACAACGGGUGUCAGAUCUGUUUUAUCACAUGCUUAAACGGUGUUUUUAUUACCAAUUAAGUUCCACUUUCUGAACCGAUUGUUUGACAGCCAAAGUACUCAAAUUAGAAUGUCAACGAUGCGCCAUAUAAAUAGUUCCAAAUUAAAAUGACAAAAGUAACUAGCAGUUAUCAAGUUUUAAAAUCUGAUAAAGCGCUUAACAAGUCACAAAUAUAAAAAUGUGUAGUAAAAUAUCCAACAACAUGAAUAACGAACGAUAUUAACCAAAAAACCCCAAUAAGUACACAAUUUGGUGACGUCACACUCAGAGUACAUGCAUUUACGCGGUUUAUGUGACCUACAUCGGUCUGUCAAGUUUUACUGUGUGCACGGAUUUAAAAGUUAUUCGCUGUCGCUUUCUACGAUGAUUUUGCAGCGAUUUCUUGGUGUACAUGAUGUUUCACAACAUGCAGAUGAUAACGGCGAAGCCUUACUCUGUACUGCAUGGAUGUUGAUGUUGAAAAAAAUAAUUUCCACCAGGAAUGUUUCCAGAGAACAUGAUGUUCUAGCCGCCAUGGGAUGUGUCAUGAGAUGUCUGUGCUGCGGAAUUCGUAUUUGUGUUUUCGGUAACCGACAGCUAAUUAAAUCGGCAAGCAAAUGGCAUUGAUUGCUUAUUGCUUGUGUUGGUCAAGAUGGAGAUGUUUGAACUGUCCUGUUUGUUACCAUUGUGGCUGUAUUUGUUGACUGACUGGAUAUUUCUGUGACUAGUAAUCUGCAUUAUCUGGUUGGCGGAACAUUCGUUAUCAGAAAGAUUUUGUACAAGAUGCUUUCUGGCACUAUGAUUCGUUAGCCAUUUCUCUCCCGGAAGUCUUACAGCUUCAUUAUUACGGUAAGUAUUUGUUGGCAUUUAAACCAUUUUGUUUACAAACAAUGCGGAGGGAUAUCUAGGUUGCGUGUGAUUAGUCUGAUCAAUAGAAAUGUCUGAUAGGUUAUCUUACACAUGUGUAAGAUAAAAUAUUCGUAAUGGGUAUAUUACACGGAAAACAAAGGUAAGCAUGUGAUAAAUAAUAUCUUUGCGUUCUGGUACCAUAUAGUAUUUGUGUUAUGUUUUACUCUUUACGUUUAUAAACAAACGACAUUGAUACUUUAUGCGGGGCUAACCCUUACCUCAGGGGCACGAUUUGAACAAACGUGUACCUGGUAGGUUAAAACCAAAGGAGAAAGAAUGACAAAAUGCGAAUAUUUUAAUGAUGUUAUCUUUCAGAUUGGUAAGAUAAAGCAUAUAGACUAGCCUACUAAGCGCACAUUUAUGUUAGCGGAAUGUUUGUAUUAAAGGAGUCAUUUUAGCUGAUGGCGAGUUUAUUUUGAAUCUAAGAAAUGAAAACAAACGGUUUGAAAUUUGCCAUUGAACAUUUCUUAUAAAAAUAUAAUGUCUUGUCAAUACAAAUAGAUAUCUAUUACACUAAAUAUUAAUUGAUACUUAACCUUGAAACGUAUUUGUCUCCAUAUUGAAUUUCAGUGUCGUUAUGAUAUGUAUAAAUUGACUAUAUCUGUAGUAUGAUUGACAUUACCAAAUAUAUGAUUACCUUCACUUGUGUAACAUGCAAAUCUGAUACUACUAUCACUCUGUAUAACAUUGUACUUGUAUGUUUUCACGAAAAGUUAUAUCGCCAGACAGAGCCCCUGGUGUUUUAUACCGCGGUCUAAACAACGUUAUUGACACGGUGUGAUUAUGCCCCAUUUUGUAGACGGGAUGAAACAACAGUGGCCCUGCUAAGCUUUUAUACAUGUACAUGUAUAUAUGAUUAUUGUUUUUCGUACUAUUAAUCAGUUAUUUCGAAUUCCUGUACCCGAUUACCAAUAUUUUAACAUGCGUUUUUUAUAUCCUAUUUAUGUUGUUGCAUACAUUGUAACCUGAAUUAGUAAAUAAAACGAGUUUUAUAAUCCAGCUAGCCUAUAACGAGAUCUGAAUAUCUGAAGAAAAAGAUGCAUGAAGCUUUGUUCUAACAUAUAUUUAUUCACUCAACCUGUAAGACAUAGACACUCCGAUGUAAAUUUUAAGGUUACGUAACACCUGUAACAUAUCAGUGCAGCAGUCGCUUCGUCUAGCAAUCCAGAG
Mya arenaria is the source of this 4193-nucleotide messenger RNA. RefSeq names its product collagen alpha-1(VIII) chain-like. Gene Ontology annotation, molecular function: protein binding. The transcript has 3 exons. The coding region runs from base 63 to 647 and encodes 194 amino acids. NCBI's taxonomy places the organism in Eukaryota, Metazoa, Mollusca, Bivalvia, Myida, Myidae. The record is from RefSeq and is a predicted model, not a curated record.